Molecule: messenger RNA, 1859 nt
Organism: Argentina anserina (silverweed cinquefoil)
Lineage: Eukaryota; Viridiplantae; Streptophyta; Magnoliopsida; Rosales; Rosaceae
Product: probable serine/threonine-protein kinase PIX13
Exons: 6
Coding region: 279-1547 (422 amino acids)
Biological process (GO): protein phosphorylation
Molecular function (GO): ATP binding; protein kinase activity
Source: RefSeq, a predicted model, not a curated record
AUAAACAAAGUCAGAGGCUUUAAUAGUGGAGAUUGAGACCCAGUUUAGUUGUUGAAGCAGAAUGGAAGACAUCAUUGCUCAGAGCUAAAAGGAAUAGUUGAAGAGCAACUUUCUACACCAAUAUCAAGAAAACAAGAGCCUUUUCCUCUGUAACUUCCACAAGUUUGUAUCUUAUUGUUUCUUUUAAACCUGGGAAGAACAAACCCAGUGUCAGGAGGCAGGUCAAGUUGUUUGUGUAUAUAGAGAUCUCAUCAGGUUGAGAAUUGAGAGAGACAGAGAUGGGCAAUUGCUGGUUUUCUUCAAAAGCUGAAGACUCAACACCAACUACUACUGGUCAGCUGAGUACAGUGCCGAGUAAUACAUCUCAAUCAACCAGUGCUACCAUAUCUACAUCUUCUGGGGGAAGCACUGUAUCCAGGAAUAGCCAGUUUUCGGCUAGAAGUGGCGACGAGACCUGUCCAGAUGGGCAGAUUCUACCGGAUGCAAACUUGAGGAUCUUCAGUUACCUAGAAUUGAAAAGUGCAACUAGAAACUUCAGAUCAGAUACGGUGCUUGGGGAAGGAGGUUUUGGAAAAGUCUAUAAAGGUUGGCUUGAGGAGAGGCCAGCCACCAAAUCUGGAAGGACAUCUGUAAUUGCUGUAAAGAAAUUGAAUUCGGAGAGUUUGCAAGGCUUUGAGGAAUGGCAGUCAGAGGUGAAUUUCUUGGGGAGACUUUCUCAUCCUCAUCUUGUAAAGCUAUUGGGAUACUGUUGGGAGGAGAAAGAACUGCUGCUUGUCUACGAGUUCAUGCAAAAAGGAAGCUUGGAAAACCAUCUUUUUGGAAGGGGUUCAGUUGUUCAGCCACUUCCAUGGGAUAUACGGCUCAAAGUUGCAAUAGGAGCAGCUCGAGGGCUGGCAUUUUUGCAUACAUCAGAGAAGCAAGUAAUCUAUAGAGAUUUCAAAGCAUCUAAUAUACUACUUGACGGGUCCUUUAAUGCCAAGAUAUCCGACUUUGGCUUGGCAAAAUUGGGUCCUUCAGAGAGUCAAUCUCACGUGACAACCCGGGUCAUGGGCACAUAUGGUUAUGCUGCUCCUGAGUAUGUUGCCACAGGGCAUCUCUAUGUAAAGAGUGAUGUGUACGGUUUUGGUGUUGUGUUGGUCGAGAUCUUAACAGGUUUACGGGCACUUGAUACAAAUCGUCCAAGAGGAAAACAUAGUCUUGUGGAUUGGAUAAAACCAUUUUUAUCAGAUAAAAGAAAAUUGAAAGGCAUUAUGGACCCUCGACUGGAGGCAAAGUAUCCUGCCAAAGCUGCAUUUCGAAUUUCUCAGCUUGCACUAAAAUGCAUUGAAUCUGAGCACAAACACCGGCCAUCGAUGAAUGAUGUUGUGGAUACUUUGGUAAGAAUCCAGUCAGUGAAUGAACUUAUAAGGGAGCCUAGGAUCCGUUCCACUCGGUCUACUCAUCCUAUGGCUCAUCGCCAAGGUCAGGGGCCAUUGCACCAUCGUUCUCCACUUCACCCCAGGCCAGAUGGAAAUCAAAACUACCAACAGUCACCUAAAAUGAGGUAAUGCUGAUACUGCAGCUGUCAGGCUGUCAGCAAUUAGACCCUUUGUGGCCGAUAACAUAAUGUCAUAGAGUUGCUAUUUCUCCAUUUGUUUAUCUGUUGGUGAUUAGAAUGAGCCUACUGUUGUUGUACUGAAGUUGGUACAUAAGCUAUGUAACUGUAAUUAUUUUGGUAGCCUGGUAAACAGAAAACUUGUUAGCAAAGUCAUUAGUCAUGACUCUGGUAGACUGGUAGGAAAAUUUAUAGUUUAUAUAUAGUACUCAACUCUUCCAUUUAUUUUGUUGUUGAAUUGAAGUACCUUGAUAUUCUUUUGGGA